Syngnathus typhle (broad-nosed pipefish) is the source of this 1780-nucleotide messenger RNA. RefSeq names its product tetraspanin 15 (gene tspan15). The record is from RefSeq and is a predicted model, not a curated record. NCBI's taxonomy places the organism in Eukaryota, Metazoa, Chordata, Actinopteri, Syngnathiformes, Syngnathidae. Bases 76 to 969 code for a protein of 297 amino acids. The transcript is spliced from 8 exons. Gene Ontology annotation, cellular component: membrane.
UGUGCAAAAAGAUGACAAUGCGGAAGUUAGUGUUCACAACAAGGAAGGACAGGACAGUGUGCGCUGGCCGCUGCUAUGCCGAACAAUGAAGAACGCUACUGUCACAGAUGCUCCUAUAUUGUUCUCAAAUUUAUCCUCUUUUUCUACGCCAUCAUUUGGUGGCUGAUCGGCGCCCUCAUCCUAGCCAUUGGUAUAUAUGCAGAGGUGGAAAGGCAGCGCUACAAAACACUGGAUGGGGUGUUUCUGGCCCCUGCUCUCAUUCUCAUCCUCCUGGGAAUUGUCAUGUUUGUUGUUUCAUUCAUUGGCAUCUUGGCAUCACUCAGGGAUAAUCUACUUCUGCUUAAAGUGUUCAUGUACACACUGGUGGUGUGUCUCAUCCUGGAGUUGCUGGGAGGAAUCUUGGCGCUAGUGUUUCGUAACCAGACGGAGGAUCUACUGAACAAGAACAUACGAAGAGGCAUAGUUAACUACUAUGAUGACUUGGACUUUAAAAACAUCAUGGAUUUUGUUCAGAAAGAGUUUAAGUGUUGUGGUGGCCAAGGGUAUAAAGACUGGUCAGUCAACAUGUACCACAACUGUUCUGGACGAAGUCCACUGGCCUGUGGAGUGCCUUAUACCUGCUGCGUCACUAAGCAAAAUGAAGUCGUGAACACAUUGUGUGGCUACAAAGUGUUGGAACAAGAGCGCCUGGACCUGAUCGAUAACAUCCACAUCAGAGGCUGCACGGACGCCUUCUUCAUUUGGCUAACGGACAACUAUAAGAUUAUGGCAGGACUGUUGCUCGGGAUCCUGCUGCCUCAGUUCUUUGGAGUAGCCAUCAGCUGGUUGUACAUCACCCGAGUGGAAGACUCCCAAAGCGAAUACGGGCACUACACGGACGGACUUCUGGAAUCAAACGCGCAGCACAGACAGCUUAAAAAGCAGGGCCGAAUGGCCAAGUGGUUUAUGUGUAUGCCUGAGAUCGACUGAUGAGCAGCAAGAUGGCAGCGGAUACUGGCCUCAAUCCCCAUUUGAUCUCGGACUCAAAUCAAAUCAAGUCUACAGAACUGAUUUCUUCCGAACAGCAAGCACUGAACAAAUCAAAUACGUCUUGAAGUAGAAUAUUACUUCACUUCUCACCAACACCAAGCGGCACAUACGUCGAUGCAAAUUUAAUGCAAAUCAACUGAUGUGUGUCGCCGCAACCCGUAAAUCGCUCAUCUCAUCAGUAGAGUCUAGAGGUGAAAACACUCUGGGGAUCUCAGGAUCGUAAUGAAACUUUUUGGUAUGUUAUUUAUUGCGUCAACCUGCCAAAUGCGAACUCUUGCUCAUUAUUGUGUGUUCAUGUGGCUGAGUGUGCUACUCGUGACUGAAUAAUCUGCUUUUGACAGACUACUGCAAUUAAUGUGAAUGGACAUAUUUGCUCAAUUUCCACUUCAUCAGUUCACUUCUCGAUCAUACUCCAGCUUUAGAAAGAUUCUUUUUGCUUUCUAUUUUUAAACUUUUUAAUUUUAAAUUUGAGUUCGUGGUGGUUGUUCCUUCUUUUGCUAAUACACUCGCUACUGGAUUUUAAUGGUGUGUGUAUAUUAUGAAAUUGAAUAAUAAUGAUCUACGCAAGUUGAUCAUUGUUUUUGGUUGGGUGCAGAAAAGAAAUGAAGUAAGCUUUUUUGUGGUUUUGACUUUAAUGCUUUGUGUCAAUCAAUUUGGGAGCAAAGAACCUCUAUAUGAUUUCUGCAUUCUUAAGCUGUUUGGAUCAAAUUCUAUGCUGAAUAAAACAUCGGUUUGAAUGUUUCAAACUAAA